GAACAAUCAUCCACGCCCGCAAUUUUUCUCUUCUAUUACUCGCACCGCUCGGAGUGAGUAGAUAGAGCGUGGAGUAUUCAUUAUUUCACUAUGACCGACUCCAACCCUGUUCAGGAGGCCGAGGCCUCUAUGGCCAACCUUUUGCUCGAUGAGGUCACUGGCGAGAAGGUCUCGAAGUCUGAGCUGAAGAGACGCCAGAAGCUGCGCGAGAAGGAAGCCAAGAAGAAGGAGAAGGAGGCUGCUGCUCCUCCCAAGCCUGCUGCGCAAAAAAAGGUCUCCGCUGAAGACGAGGAGGCGAACUUAACUCCUAACCAAUACUUUGAAAUCCGCAGCAAGAGAAUCAACAAGCUCCGAGAGACCAAGCAGCCGGACCCCUAUCCCCACAAGUUCCAAGUCACCGAUGACCUCCGCAAAUACUUGAAGGAGUAUGAGAGCCUCGCGAAGGGCGAACAGAAGCCGGAUACGACCGUUCGGAUUGCUGGCAGAAUCUACACAAAGCGUUCAUCUGGUGCGAAGCUGAUUUUUUACGAUAUCCGAGCUGAGGGUGUCAAGGUGCAGGUGGUAUGCCAGGCUCAGAACGCUUCGGGCGCUGUUUCGUUUGAGGACCAGCACGAGCACCUCCGGAGAGGCGAUAUCGUCGGUAUUGUCGGUUUCCCCGGCCGCAGCAACCCCAAGAACCGACCGGACGGAGAGCUGUCCAUUUUUGCGACCGAGGUGGUUCUGCUUGCUCCCUGCCUUCACGCCAUUCCUUCCGAGCACUACGGCUUCCAAGACAAGGAGCAGCGCUACCGCCAGCGUUACCUUGACUUGAUCAUGAAUGACAAGUCUCGCAACGUUUUCAUUACCCGUUCCAAGAUGGUCACGUACAUUCGCAACUUCUUCGACCAGCGGGACUUUGUCGAAGUCGAGACUCCUAUGAUGAACGCCAUCGCCGGUGGUGCGACAGCCAAGCCUUUCAUCACCCACCACAACGAACACGACAUGAACCUCUUCAUGCGUGUCGCCCCCGAGCUGUACCUCAAGAUGCUCAUUGUCGGAGGCCUUGAGCGUGUUUACGAGCUUGGCCGUCAGUUCAGAAACGAGGGUGUUGACCUUACCCACAACCCUGAAUUCACAACCUGCGAGUUCUACUGGGCUUAUGCUGAUGUUUACGACGUCAUGAACCUAACGGAGGAGCUUGUGUCUGGCCUGGUCAAGCACAUCACUGGUGGCUACGAGACCACCUUCCACACACAGACUGGCGAGGAAUACAAGGUCAACUGGAAGGCCCCUUGGAGGCGAGUGGAGAUGAUUCCCGCUCUAGAGGAAGCUACUGGCGAGAAGUUCCCACCCGGUGACCAGCUGCACACUGCUGAAACUGGCGAGUUCCUCAAGAAGGUCCUAAAGAAGACUGGAGUCGAGUGCUCACCGCCCCUCACCAACGCCCGUAUGCUUGACAAGCUCGUUGGCGAGUUUAUUGAAGAAACAUGCAUUAACCCCACCUUCAUCACUGGCCACCCUCAAAUGAUGUCUCCUCUGGCCAAGUACCACCGCCAGAACGCUGGUCUCUGCGAGCGUUUUGAGGCAUUCGUCUGCAAAAAGGAAAUUGUCAAUGCUUACACUGAGUUGAACGACCCCUUCGACCAGCGUCUCCGCUUCGAGGAGCAGGCUCGCCAGAAGGACCAGGGUGACGACGAGGCUCAGAUUAUCGACGAGAACUUCUGUACUAGCUUGGAGUAUGGUCUGCCUCCCACAGGUGGUUGGGGUAUGGGCAUUGACCGCUUGGUUAUGUUCUUGACGGAUAACUACAGCAUCAAGGAGGUUCUUGCCUUCCCCUUCAUGAAGGAUGAUAAGACCGCGGCUGAGGGCAAGUCGGCAGCCGAGGUUGUUGGCAUCCAGCCCCAGCCCGAGGAGGGAAUCCCUCACAAAUAGACAUUAGAAGUCUUGGGUUCACGCAAAAAUGACGCCUGUUGAUGAGAUUUCAUGAUGAGCUGAUUGAAAAGAGAUAAAUAAAAUCCCCAAUAACAUCAGAAUAUACUUUAUGAUCUUUUCCGCUUUCCCUGCCCUAAGGAUGUCGUACCCAUACUUAGAACAACGCUGAGUUCUUUUAAAGUUGGG
Molecule: messenger RNA, 2097 nt
Organism: Aspergillus nidulans FGSC A4
Lineage: Eukaryota; Fungi; Ascomycota; Eurotiomycetes; Eurotiales; Aspergillaceae
Product: lysine--tRNA ligase KRS1
Exons: 3
Coding region: 91-1911 (606 amino acids)
Biological process (GO): tRNA aminoacylation for protein translation; lysyl-tRNA aminoacylation
Cellular component (GO): cytoplasm
Molecular function (GO): lysine-tRNA ligase activity; nucleic acid binding; aminoacyl-tRNA ligase activity
Source: RefSeq, a predicted model, not a curated record